AUGCAGCUGGCGCAGAAGGUCUCAGCCACCUGCAGCGACUGGGCAACCCGGAGGCCCAGGUGGGCCCUGGAGUGGGUGUGCGGACGUCGAGGCGCAGGGAACCGCUCGGGCCUUCUGGAAAGGUCGGGCCUGGAGCGUGCGAGGGGGUCAGCGUGGCUCGGGCCGGGCCAGAAAGGCCUUGGUGCACGUGGGGGCCUCUCCCGCGCCGGCUUGGCCAGCCGCCGCUGCCCUGCUCACUGCCGCCUUCCUCCCCGCGCCGGCUCUAGCUUCCCAAGUCUAGCCAAGGAGUGGGACCACAGGACGAUCGGGAGCCACUGCGAGCUGUUCGCGGCCUCGCUGGGCAACCUGGAAUGGUUGCGAUUCUGUCUAAAUAGGCACGGUGGGGAAAUCCUCGCCGAUGACAAGGGUUUCACUGCCAUCCACUCUGCAGCCCAGAGUGGCAAGCUUGCAUGCCUGCAGGUCUUGGUGGAGGAGUACAAGUUUCCCGUGGACCUGCCCACCAACAAUGGCCAGACACCUCUGCACCUUGUCAUCCACGGUGACAACAAGGACAUGGCCCUCCCCUGCAUUCACUAUCUGAUUAAGCAAGGGGCAGCCCUCAACAUCCAGACAUGCAACGGCUCCACACCCCUGCACCUGGCAGCCCGCGAGGGCCUGCUGAGCUGUGUGAAGGUCCUGGUGCAGAAAGGUGCCAACGUCCAUGCCCAAGAUGCCAGGGGCUGCAAACCCAUCGACUACUGCAAAAUAUGGACCCACCGCAUCUGUGCCCGAUUCUUGAAGGAUGCCAUGUGGAAACGGGACAAGAAGGACUUUGCCCAUGAGAUGGGGAAACUGAAGAGGCUCAAGAACCAGCUGAUUCUCAUGGAGGAGGACUACCUGACUGAGUAUCAAAAAGAGCACCAAAUUCUGAGAGAAGCUGACUUUAAGAAGUGGCUCCACCGCAAGCUGUUGCCCCAAGGCCAAUUCCUGAUCCGCGACGCUCGGCGAGAGCCCCGUGCUCCACCCCAGGCCAGCGCCCUUUCCAAGACCGCCAGGCAUGGGGCGCUGCGGCCCCCGGAGAGCUUCCACCCCUCUCCAGAAGCGCGCCUGCGACAGACACUGCCACCCACUCUGCCCUUGGUGAUGCCUGUGCCCACCUACAAGCAACGCGUGGUAAGGAGGCCCACGGUGUGGAAUCGUAGCAACAACCCUGCCAGGUCCCCCACCGCCCAGAUUGGCUACCCGCAGGGCGUCCGCCUGGGCGUGCAUCCCGAAUCCAGGCCGGAGCACGACUUCCGCUGCUUCCUCGAGGUGAGGCCCGACGGGCAUGGUGGUGUGCUCCUGCGCACGGUGGCUGGCAACCAGGUGGCGCCUGUGCCCCGACUGCCUUUUGAGGUGAUAAUCCGCGAGCUGUACCCUUCAGUGCGGCCACACAGGAUGAAGGUGCCCCAGGGCUUUUGUUCUGUCACCCUGAGAGAGGUGCCCCGGAAGCGGCGCCUGGGCAACAGCACCUGCUGGACGGACACUCUGAGCAUGAGCCUGAGAGAGACAUUUGGCGAAGGCUUCCUGGCAGCCGUGCGAGCCCAUCGAGGGCUCCCCACCCUGCCCUCCCCCAAACCACCCCCCACGUAA
This is a messenger RNA of Hippopotamus amphibius kiboko, 1611 nucleotides long. RefSeq names its product ankyrin repeat domain 53 (gene ANKRD53). Gene Ontology annotation, biological process: positive regulation of microtubule polymerization; mitotic metaphase chromosome alignment; regulation of mitotic spindle organization. The record is from RefSeq and is a predicted model, not a curated record. The coding region runs from base 1 to 1611 and encodes 536 amino acids. NCBI's taxonomy places the organism in Eukaryota, Metazoa, Chordata, Mammalia, Artiodactyla, Hippopotamidae. The transcript is spliced from 6 exons. Gene Ontology annotation, molecular function: protein binding. Gene Ontology annotation, cellular component: spindle pole.